AUGAUUCGUCCACUUGCCCGCGGUUUGUCCAAAUUGAAACACUAUUUGAAAGAAGAGACAGAUCUUGAGAAAUUUCGUGACGAUGAUAUUCGGGUCUAUCGUGAUACUCAAAUCAUCUGUAGUGUCGCUAGUGUUUCGAAAGGUCUGAUAAUGGAAGUACAACUCGACAUAAAUCAACCAUUGGUGAGAAGCAUAAUGAAGAGACAACGACAGCUAUUGCAGUGCGGCACUUUGAUCUGUAUGUCAAAUGAUUUUUUCAAAGGACAUAUUGCGUUCGGAACUGUUGUUGAAAGUGACAAAGAAGAUGAUUUAACAAGGAAUGGCAUCGUAUCUGUCGAAUUUCCUAAUAGCUUUUUUGUAAACGUAAGAAACCCCGGGGAGCUGCUAACAUUAAUAGAGAGCAAAAGCAGUUCCCUUUCUCACCAGAGUGCUCUAGUGGCCGUUAGGAUAGAGCUAGAUGAAAAUGAACCGCUACCUUUUGAAAAACAGAUUGUAUAUCAUCAGCAAGACAUCGACCCUCCAACAUACUUAACUCGCCAACUCGUUGACGAAAAGGGGAUUUCUUUUGAUUGUCUCAUACGGAUAUCUGACCCGGGGGAUGAAAAUAAUGAUAUGAUCGAUCCUAAAAAAGACAGACAGGUUGUUGAGGACAUACUUGAGCAGACCACUUCAGGCGUUAGUGCUAAUAUAUCAGGUGUCGGCAUUUUGAGCACAGAAACAUGGCCUUCCCCAAGAGACUUGGAUAUGGAUAUUUCCCAGUACCGAGCAUUUUCAGACUCGUUAAUUCACGGAAUAUCUUUGAUCCAAGGACCCCCUGGAACCGGAAAAACAGUAAUUGCGUUGAAAAUAUUAGAAAUGUUCCUUAACAACGAACACAUCUGGAGCAAAGAGAACAUUGGGCCAAUAAUUCUUCUAAGCUAUACAAAUCAUGCUCUUGAUCAGUUUCUUAAGGGUGUACUAGAUAUGGAAAUUAUGUGUAAAGCUUCAGAAACAGAUGUUGUCAGAGUUGGUUCGCAAUCAAAGACCAAAAGCUUAGACAAAUAUAAUCUUUCACAUCGUAGAAAGGAAACGCAAGGAACUCUAAACUUGGCAAAAUCAGCAGUAUUUGGCGCAGAAAAAAAAUACAAAAAAAUUUCAGAUGCCGAAAGAACCUACCUCACGUCACUCAUCCAUGAAUGUUUUUUGAAGGAAGCUUCUGCAAUUCCGGAACGCCUCUUCGUGUCGUUAAGGUGCCCGUCACUACCGUCAUUACCAGCAGAUAAAACAUAUCUUUGCAGAUGGCUCGGUAUUUUUCAGGAUGACUUUGUCCCGAAGCAUGGAGAAGAGAAAAAUACCUAUAAGUGCAGCUUAAAUUUCGGAACCGAUUGCGAAGACAGUGACCGUGUAUCGGCCGACACCGAAGAUGUAGAUCUUGUUAAAUCACCUAUUUGUAUUGUAACGGAAGACAAACAGGAGGAUCGACGUAAUGGCAUCAAAUACUGGUCUAUCAUUGAACCAACUCACAAGCAAGCGGUUCUCCAAGAAGUAAAACGCCGCAUAAUGCGGACUACACCUAUGUCGGAAAAAGAUGAAAGUAGCAUCUCAGACGUUUGGGGUCUGUCUGUUGACGACCGCUGGAGGCUUUACAAACGCUGGAUAGAAAAAAUUCUUAAAAUUUUGAGGAAAGACAAGGUUGCAGUACAAACCAGAUUCAAAAAUGCAUUCAACAGACUCAAGGAAUGCCGACAUUCGGAAGACAUCAGGAUUUUAAAAAACGCUAGAAUCAUAGCUAUGACGACAACACGAGCUGCAGCCGACAACGACAUACUUCGGAGGAUAAAUCCGAAGAUUAUGGUUAUUGAGGAAGCCGCAGAGGUACCUGACCACCAUUUAUUGGCAGGUUUGGUCCCAUCACUUCAGCAUUUGGUGAUGAUCGGGGACCACCAACAGCUCAGACCAGCCUACAAUGAUUACAAGACAGCCAUGCGAUAUGACUUAAACGUGUCGAUCUUUGAGCGUCUCGUUACAGCUGGACUUCCAUUUCAACAAUUGCAGUUCCAGCACAGGAUGAGACCUGAAAUUGCGGAUUUGUUGACUCCUACUAUAUAUCGGGAGUUACAAAACCACUCGAGUGUUAUGGAGAUAGAGGAUAUCAAAGGAAUGGAACACAAUGUUUACUUUCUGAACCAUAAUGAAAAAGAACAUGCCGACUCCAAUCAGGAUGUGAAAAGUCAUAAAAAUCAACACGAAGUUGACUUUAUUGCACAGUUAUAUCGAUACCUACGUCUCCAAGGAUACGGAAGUGAAGAUAUCACUGUACUAACGACGUACAAAGAGCAAGAGAGACUUCUAAAAACAGCUAUUUUAGAAAUCGAAAAAGCAGAGAAGUUCGUAUCAGACAAAAAUGAACGCAAAUGUGACACAAACAAGGGCGGUGACUCAAAUAAUUGCAAAGACGUAAAAUGUACACUGAAUAACGAAGAUUUUGAAAAGGCACGUGUCACAACCGUAGAUAAUUUCCAAGGAGAAGAAAAUACAAUAAUUUUGUUGUCACUCGUUCGAAGCAACUCCAAACAAACCAUUGGCUUUUUGAAGGAAUCAAACCGAAUUUGCGUCGCUUUAUCUAGAGCAAAAGCUGGACUGUACGUAAUAGGUGAUUGUUCAUUACUUCGCACAAAGAAUAAUCUUUGGAGACAGAUACUCGAGAAAGCGGAAUCAAAUGGGUUUAUUGGAACAUCACUGACACUUCGCUGCAGAAACCAUCCUCAGAAUAAGACAAAUGUUUCAAGGGCAAGCGAUUUUCAAAAGGUUCCCUCUGGAGGGUGCUCUCUUAAAUGUUCUGCAAAGCUCAUCUGCGGGCAUGAAUGUCCGCUAAUGUGCCAUGCAGAUGAUCCAGACCACGACCGAAGGCCAUGCACUGCUAUUUGUGAUAAACCAUGUUCGUUAGGGCACAAAUGUCAAUCCAGGUGUUCACAUUGUCGUGGAAACUGCUCACCAUGCGAUUUCAAAGUAUCGAAGAUUCUACCGAAAUGUGGACAUACCGUAAACGUACCAUGUCAUAAAAAACCGGAUGGUUUCCAGUGUACAAGACGUUGUGAAAAUAAACUUGAAUGUGGACACCGUUGUCAAAAACAGUGUGGACUCGCCUGUAACACAAUUGAAGACUGUAAAGAAUUAGUGAAGAUUCCAGCCGACUGUGGACAUGUGAUACAGACAGCUUGUCACACUAAACAUAAUCCUGUCUGCAAUGUCAAUUGUAGCGCAAAACUACAAUGUGGUCACUUGUGUAAGGGGACUUGUCACUCCUGUUUUGCUGGCCACUUUCAUCAGAAAUGUAAGGAAACGAUAGAGAUAACACAGCACUGCGGUCACACAACAACAAUAAGUUGUAUCCAGGAAUAUUGGAACCAAAAGUACGGAGGAAACCUUUUGAAAUGUCGGGAACCAUGUGAGUGGAGAUGUGAGCACGACGCUUGUGGAAUGAGAUGUGGGGAACCAUGCGAUAGGACACCAUGCAAUGUUCGUUGUUCUGUAAAACUAAAAUGUCGCCAUUUGUGUGAUCUUUUAUUGUGUGGUCACAAUGGCGACCACUGGUGUCGGAAAUGUUCAAGUGGAUCAGUAAGUGGACGACUGAAGGGAAAAUGGACUGUCGGCCUGAAUCCACGACAUAUCAGGUUACGAAGAUGUGGGUGUAUUUUCGAAACCAAGGUGUUAGACGAUUAUUUAUUGCACCACUGUUCUAGAUCAUCCGAGAGGCCGAGAUGUCCGAACUGCCGAUGUGAAAUAUAUGACAAUCGAUACUUCAGUUUACUUCGAAAUGCACAAAGAGAAGAGUCGGUCUAUACAAGAAGCCACUGGAGUAGAUUGACAGAGGCUAGGUAUCACAAUCACUCAAACACAAUAUUGACAAAAGCACAAAGUCUUCUGAACGAAGUCAGUGAGCAAGUUCAUACCUGGAGAUGUAUUGAACUUCAGACAGAGUUCAUAGAAUGUGUUUGUUUUAUUUACAAAGCUGCAAAAUAUCAUAUCACUGAUGAAUCCGUGCCAUGGAGAUGUGCUUAUAUAUAUGGUCGGCUUUGUGAACGCCUAAGACGAGAGCAUGAUAUCUUCUCAGUCCAGGAAAUCAGGGAACUCACAUACCUAGUUCCAAAAUUGAUCAUAUCAUUAAAGAGUUGCAUCUUAAAAAACACAUUUAAACGCAAAUCUGCGAAAAUGUGCUCCCUCUUGCAUGGAUGUGAGAACAUUUACGAUAAAAAGUCCACCUUUUACAUGGAAAAAGUUCAGAAACUUGAUCCAAUGCUUUUUGAUACGAUAGAACUGUGCAGGUUUUAAUUGAACCCGUAGUUAAUGAUGUACCAGCAUAUAUAAGUGAAGUAUCCUUCAUAUACAGUGUAUAAACAUGUACCAUACCUGAACAGACCUUUGUUUCCGUGAACAAAAUAUUUGUUUGUAGGAAAUGGAUUUUGCUUUAAUCCUUUAACAUGGCACGUGUACAUUGUAACUGUAAUCUAUAAAAAGGAAAAACUGUCGAUUACUUAUCUAGGUAACACAUAGAGAGUUACAUUUGUUCAUGCGGAGUCCUAAUUGAGGAAGGAAGUUUAUGAUGUUGGAAAACGUGCUCGUACUUUUCAUUCCAUCCUUUAGUGCUUAUGUGUCAUCGGGUAAUGUUUUAUAUGUGAAUGAGUAAUCAGCAAGUAUAAACAUGAUGUUUAAAGACUCGCACAACUAAAUCAGAUGGUGAUUCCCCUGAACCAAGUUCAUGACGAAAAUGUGUUUCUUCGGUUUUUAGCUGUUUUACUGUGUAAAUAACAUAUGGAAUGGGAUCUUUCUAUAAACGAGAAUAAAGAGAAGGGUCUUGAGAUUUGGAAAAUCAAAAAAUAUACACUCCUACUGAAAAUGAAAUUAAGUAGGUUUUGAGGUGUAAAAAAUCGGGAAUACCUAGGUGGGAGUUCCCCAGUCCCUUGCGAAUGUCAGGAUUUCUGUCUUUGGGGUCCCCCCGUGUGCUCUUAUAUGCCAUUAAACAUAUGUAAUAACAGCAUUUAUCCCAUAGAUAUUUAGAUAAUUUGAUAUAAAUUUCACAUCAUUUGAACGAGCAAAUGGAGGGAUGGGAAUACUAGUAAUAACAUAUAGUAAAUUAUAUAGUUGUGCGAGUCCUUUAAAGAUAGUUACCAAGUAACUGCACUGCCGAGUAAUGUACAGUUACGCGAGAAAUAUACAUUUGUAGUAUUAUUUGUCUAACCUCAACCUACUUGGUGUUCAGCUAGAGUAGGGUCAAUCCGGUAACAGAAACAAAUUAUCUAGGAUUGAGAUGAUAAAACACUGUAUAUCUGAGAUGAUAUUGAGGAUUUGAUAACCGAGAAAACACAUCGGGAUAGAAUAGUUUGAUAUAUACUGAACAUGAUAGCUAUUUAGAUAGGAUAAGAGACUAUACUUAAAUAGAGGUUACAAAACGAGUGGUUGUCUGAUAUGGAAUUUAUUUCACUCGAGUAAGUUAUUUUCUUAAAUUACAAAAGACGCCAGGUUAAGCGAGUGUCAUUUGUAACUUUUAAAAAAUAACAUACGAUUGUGAAAUAAAUUCAAUAUCCAAAAAUUACGAGUCGUGUGACCUGUUUCUAACACAAUGAUAUCGGUUUGAAUCAAAGGGGAACGUGGCCAAGUCUAAUUUUGCGUAUGCAAAUAACGUGUGCAAGAGACAAACGGGACCCGGUGAUGUGACGUCAUUCGAUUAUUUAUGACGUUAAUAACAAUUGCGGUUCGGGUAAAAGGUCACCGUGUCAACCAAUCAAAAUGCGCUUAGGGUUUAUUUCACUUGUGGUAUAAACUGAAUGUUAUUCAACAGUUUAAUUAUCCAUGCCUUGGAAGUUGAAUAACACCCGUCUAUUGAGGUAGAAUGCAGUAUAUACCACCUUAGGGCGAAAACGAAAUUUUGAAGUAAAAUGAAUUUUGUACUGUGAACAAAAAUACAUUACUUGCAUUGGAUCUAAUGGAGCAAAUCAUUAACAAAUCUUUGAUACACACUGUCAGUAAUGAUUGAAGAAAGCAUACUAUAAAUAUGAGUGAGAUAAUUCUAAGUAGAGUACUACUGGAAACAAACAGCAGAGAUUCCUUUAUAUAUGACAAAUGUAUAUUAUUUGUUUUAAUGAUAGAUAUGAGGUUUAUAUUAAAUGUUAUUGGAAAAAUAAGGUGGAUGACUAAUCGUUUUGUCAGAUUGCUGAUAAAGAAUUAUUUUUGCGAACAAAAGAUCGUACUGUCGUUGUUAAAAUUGCUGUUAAUUGUUUUACAAAAUAAAUUGUUUUUUUUUAAUUUUCAAUAACUUAUUUUUAUAGUAUUCCUCUCUUUUCAAGUAUUUGCAAAUGAUGGGCAUUUUUACAGUCUUUGAUUCAAACGCAUUCAAAUAACGCAUGUAUAUAUAAAUACGAAAAUUGCAUUGAUAAAUGUAUAGUUCGAGAGUUUAACAAUGAUUACAUGUUUGAUUUUCUUUCAUUGUAAUGUUUUAUGACAAUUGUGAAACACUAUGUAAAGAACUUUAUAUAUGUCACUAUAUUUUUCUUAUUGAAGCAUUGAUCACAUCUCACUGAAUUAACAACAAAAAUAUAAAACUCUCUUACAAUGUUUUUUUAUUGCAUUUUUGACAGUGAAAUACAAAAAAGUAUCAAUCGUAUAAAACUUGUAUUUUCACAGCAGCGAUGGGCAGUGAAAAUUGAAGAUUUUACAGUGCAAAUAUAGGAUUUCGAAGUAAGAAUAUAUGGUUUUUGUUUUUGACUUUUCAGAGCGAACCUUUGUAAUCACCUCAUUGAAAA
Molecule: messenger RNA, 6779 nt
Organism: Pecten maximus
Lineage: Eukaryota; Metazoa; Mollusca; Bivalvia; Pectinida; Pectinidae
Product: NFX1-type zinc finger-containing protein 1-like
Exons: 1
Coding region: 1-4311 (1436 amino acids)
Biological process (GO): regulatory ncRNA-mediated heterochromatin formation
Cellular component (GO): nucleus; nuclear RNA-directed RNA polymerase complex
Molecular function (GO): helicase activity; zinc ion binding
Source: RefSeq, a predicted model, not a curated record